AUGGAGCCUGAGCAGAAGCAAUCCAUUAUUACGAAAAGUAUCAAUGUCACCAUCCGAAGUUCAAGUCCGGGUGUCAAUGGAUCCAUCUACAAUGGAAGCAUCAUGGGUGGUCAGCCUUCCUUCGUGGGUGGUCCGCAAUCCUUCGUGGGUCAGCCUUCCAUCGCAGGUGGAGGCAGUAUGGGUGGUUCAAGGUUGAUUUCCGUCAGGGCCCGCCAAAUAUUUGAUAGUCGAGGAAAUCCGACCGUUGAAGUUGAUGUCGUCACCGACAAAGGAACUUUCCGUGCGGGUGUUCCCAGCGGUGCUUCAACCGGCAUUCAUGAAGCUCUGGAAUUAAGAGAUCAAAUUAAAUCUGACUACAUGGGCUUGGGUGUUUUAAAAGCAGUUGACAAUGUCAACAAGAUAAUUGGCCCUGCUCUUCUCAAAAAACAGAUUCCUCCUAGUAAACAGGAAGAAAUCGACAUGUUUAUGGUUAACGAACUGGAUGGAACUGAGAACAAGAAUAAACUGGGCGCUAAUGCUAUCCUUGGAGUAUCUUUGGCUAUGUGCAAAGCUGGUGCGGCUGAGAAGGGAGUUCCGCUUUAUCGACACAUCGCUGACCUUGCUGGAAACAAGGACGUCAUUCUGCCUGUGCCAGCGUUUAACGUCUUGAAUGGUGGUAGCCAUGCUGGAAACAAGCUCGCUUUCCAGGAAUUCAUGAUUCUGCCUGUUGGAGCAAAAUCGUUCACAGAAGCGAUGAAGAUUGGUUCUGAAGUCUAUCAUAACCUCAAGUCAGUCAUAAAGGCAAAGUAUGGUCUUGAUGCCUGCAACGUGGGUGACGAGGGAGGUUUUGCUCCGAACAUCCAGGAUAAUUUUGAAGGUUUGGAAUUACUAAACGAGGCUAUCGCCAAAGCUGGCUACACCGGCAAGGUAAAGAUCGGUAUGGACGCAGCCGCCUCUGAAUUCUACAAGGAGAAUUUAUAUGAUCUUGACUUCAAGAAUCCAAAUUCUCCUAAAGAUCAGUGGAUUUCUUCGGAGAAACUUGGUGACGUUUUCAAAGAGAUGAUUUCCAAAUACCCGAUCGUUAGUAUUGAAGAUCCUUUUGAGCAAGAUGAUUGGGACGCCUGGACUCCGUUUACCGCCAGUGCCGGAAUACAGAUUGUGGGUGAUGACUUAACAGUUACGAAUCCAAAGCGUGUCCAGAAGGCGAUUGAUAGUAAGGCGUGCAACGCCCUACUUAUGAAAGUAAACCAAAUCGGAACCAUCACCGAGUCAAUCAAAGCGUGUAACAUGGCAAAAGCGGCUGGUUGGGGUGUCAUGGUUUCACAUCGUUCCGGAGAAACUGAGGACUGUACUAUUGCAGACUUGGUUGUGGGUCUGCGUACCGGACAAAUCAAGACUGGCGCUCCUUGCAGAUCUGAACGACUUGCAAAAUACAACCAGAUGCUUCGGAUUGAAGAGGAACUGGGUGCUGCGGCGCAGUACGCUGGCGAACGAUUUAGGAACCCUUAA
Dibothriocephalus latus is the source of this 1488-nucleotide messenger RNA. NCBI's taxonomy places the organism in Eukaryota, Metazoa, Platyhelminthes, Cestoda, Diphyllobothriidea, Diphyllobothriidae. The record is from the annotation of a GenBank genome assembly.